GCCCUAGGUGUCAGCGGCAUAUCAUGUGACUCUCGCCCCCGUUCCUCUUCCUCCCUGCAAAUCUGUGCACUUCGCAAUCGCUCCGCUGCAGGCGGCGGGGCCAGGCUCAGAAGCGAAGGGGAUGGAGGACACAGUAGCGGAGAAGAAGCCCCGGACCGCCGGCGACGGAGAUGGAGACGGCUGCAACGGCGAGCCGUCCGGCACCGCAGAGAGCGGCGGCGGCGGCGGCCUUGUCGAGAGGCUCCCCGAGGCGCUCCUGGUGGAGGUGCUGGGCCGUCUCGACCUCGACGACGCCUGCUCCUCCGCCGCGUCCUGCCGCUCGCUCCACGCCGCCGCCAACGCUGCCCUCUCCGCUCUCACCGCCCUCGACCUCUCCGACUUUGCCCCGUCGAAUGCCAUCCUAGGCAGGAUUCUCGCGGGGAACGGCGCGGUCCGCAGCCUCACCGUCAACUGCAGCCUCCUUGACGACUCCGCCGCCUCCGUCAUCGCCAGGGGUAGCCUGCGCGAGCUCUCGCUGCUCAAGUGCUCCUUCUCCAUGAGCUUCUUUGUGGCUCUCGGUGGUGCAUGCUGCAAUUUAAGGUCGUUGAAGCUGGAGAUGGCAGUUGCUCCAGACAUUCUAUAUUCUCGCUAUUCUGGAUUCGGUACUUGCCUAGCGCCUAUCUAUACGGGAUGUGUUUACUUGGAGACUCUUUGGGUGAAGUUCCCUCUGCUAGAUCCACGCACAGCUGAUUAUGAGACUGGAACUGGAUUGCCUCUCAUUCCUAGUAACAUCAAAGACCUGUUGCUACAACCUGUAUCUCAUUUGAGGGCAAAGACAGUCUUCGUGAAAACCACGAGUCUGAACAAACACAUCACUGACAAUUUGGAAUCACUCUCUCUAGUUCUUGACACGAUAACAGAUGAACUUGUUACGUUGAUCACCAGUAAUGUCCACAAGUUGGUUGAGCUGUGCCUGGAAGAUGAACCUGUUACCCAACCAAAUUUGCCUGAAGAUUUGACAAAUGUCGGGCUUCAAGCACUUGGCUUGUGCCACAACUUGAGACAUUUGUCUCUGACACGGCGUUGCUGUGACUUCAGACGGGUAAAUGACUUUGGGAUACUGAUGCUUGCUGAUGGAUGCAAGCAACUGAGAACCAUUAGAUUUGGUGGGUUUUCUAAAGUAAGUGAUGCAGGGUAUGCAGCCCUUCUCCACUCUGGAAAAGACCUGAAGAAGUUUGAGGUCAGCAAUGGCUCAUGCCUGUCAGACUUGGCAUGCCUAGAUCUUGAUAAGGCAGCUCCAAACAUUUCAGAAGUGAGGUUGCUUAACUGUGCUCUCCUAACUAGUGAUACAGCCAUAUCUCUAGCACCCUGCACUAACUUGAAGGUUCUCGAUCUCUCUGGUUGCAAGAGCAUUGCAGACUCUGGCUUGGUUUCCAUCUCACAGCUUCCCAAUCUAACUCUACUGGAUCUUGCUGGAGCUGACAUUACUGAUGCUGGUUUAUCAGCACUCGGUAAUGGGAGGUGCCUGAUAUCUUCUUUGUGCUUGAGAGGGUGCAGAAGGAUCGGCAGUAAUGGAAUAGCUUCACUGUUGUGCGGGACUGGCACCAUCAACAAAACAUUGGUUUCGCUUGACAUUGGGAAUGUACCAAGAAUAUCAUGUCGAGCUGUAACAGUGAUUGCCAGAAAUUGUGAGCAGAUAAGCAGCCUGUGCCUGCGGAAUUGCCUCCUCAUAACCGAUUCGUCUCUCGAGGUGCUAGGUUCUAUGAGAUGUGACUCCAGUAAAUGUUCCCUGAGAAUGCUUGAUCUUGCCUACUGCAGUAAGCUGUCUCGUAACUUCCUGAGACACUUUGAGCCACCACUGUUCCGAGGGCUGCGGUGGCUUGGCGUCGGUAAGAAUGUGGUGCAACGCCGUGGCUGCAGCCCGACAGUUGCCGAGGUUCUGGAGCGAAAGCCUGGAUUAACCAUCUGCUGCAACGCCUGCGACAUGGGCUGCAGGAACAAGUGCCAUCCAGACAUUCGUUUUCUUCAGUAGAUGUGCUGCAAUGCCUGCAACAUCGGCUGCAGGAACAAGUGUCAUCUAGCCAUUCGUUUUCUUCAGUAGAUGUGCAGGAUUAACCAAACCAUCUGUGGUAGUGCCUGCGAGGCAGCAACAUGGGUUGCAGUAUAAGUGUCGACAGAACAUUCAUUUUCUUCAGUAUGUGUUGUUAUUGCCAUUUGAAUUGAUACUGUAAUGCCCAAUUUUACUUUUGAUUAAACAUGUACCAUUUGUGCUCUA
Messenger RNA from Sorghum bicolor (sorghum), 2254 nucleotides. Its product is annotated as F-box protein At-B. Gene Ontology annotation, molecular function: protein binding. Gene Ontology annotation, biological process: SCF-dependent proteasomal ubiquitin-dependent protein catabolic process. Lineage: Eukaryota; Viridiplantae; Streptophyta; Magnoliopsida; Poales; Poaceae. Gene Ontology annotation, cellular component: SCF ubiquitin ligase complex. Bases 122 to 2011 code for a protein of 629 amino acids. The transcript is spliced from 4 exons. The record is from RefSeq and is a predicted model, not a curated record.